Messenger RNA from Closterium sp. Naga37s-1, 762 nucleotides. NCBI's taxonomy places the organism in Eukaryota, Viridiplantae, Streptophyta, Zygnematophyceae, Desmidiales, Closteriaceae. The record is from the annotation of a GenBank genome assembly.
AUGGGCUACAAAUCGCCCACGCUCGCCGUGCUUUUCGCGCUGCUCCUCGCGACGUCGCUCGUGUCCGCGGAUGUGUCGUCGGAGCGCCUCAUCGACGAGGUCCGCGCGCUCACGAACGCGCUCAAGAGCCGCCCCAACUUCUCUUUCAUAUACCUCGCCGCGAAAUACGUGCUCAAGAAGCAAGACUCUCUCCUCGCCAAGUACGGCGCGGACGUCCUCCCGAACGCGGAGAGGAAAACCCUCCUCAUCCCAGACAACACCGCCGUACUCCGCUACUUCAACGGCAAACUCCCCGAUACCCAAGAGGAGGUCGAACAGCACUUAGACACGGUGCUCAUGAACGUCCUCGACGGUUCCUUUACUAUUGCGGAGCUCCGAAGCGGCUCGUCCUUCCCCACGGUUUACCAGGACCGCCAGCUGGUGCAGAUCGAUGUGGGGAAGGGGUGGCUGAAGCGCGGAACCGGGGUGGCGCUCGGGCAGGCGGGGUCGAAGCGGAGGACGUGGUCGCGGGCUGAUUCUGCCUCAGCCACGAGCACGACGUACCACUUCAUUGUGGCGAACGCCAAGUUUAUGCUGGACGAGGAGGAGCAUUUCCAGGAGCAGCUCAAGGAGCGGCUCAGGUGGCUGCACGAGCAGGGACGUCCGCAGGACUUCUGGCUCGUGUACGAGCCCGAGUUCCUCGCGAGCUUCCCCGAGAUCGCCAAUCGAGUGAACAGGCCUGCUGUGGCUCUUGUCACCACCGACGCUGUUUGGAUGACGUAA